Messenger RNA from Sipha flava (yellow sugarcane aphid), 1718 nucleotides. Its product is annotated as RUS1 family protein C16orf58 homolog. The record is from RefSeq and is a predicted model, not a curated record. The coding region runs from base 260 to 1636 and encodes 458 amino acids. The transcript is spliced from 9 exons. NCBI's taxonomy places the organism in Eukaryota, Metazoa, Arthropoda, Insecta, Hemiptera, Aphididae.
UAUAGAUAUUUUAUGUUGUGAUGUCCACCAAUGUUUGGCUGAUAUUGAUUUUUUUUUUUUUGUCAUACGAAAACGGUUGUUAUUGUUUGUAGAUUGGUACCAAAAUUACUAUUCGUACCACUGAAAUUAGUCGCAACAUAUUGGUACUUUUGUGUACUUGUUGUACACGUACCUACAAAUCGGUACCAAAUUAUUAUAUAUUCCUCUGAUGUGUUUCUUAUUCGAGUAAAAAAUAAUUUUUCAACUCCUUGGAAAUAAUAUGUCGUCAAAGGAACGAGAUGAAAUACUUUUAAGCGAAGAGUACAAACCAGGAGAAUGCAAUAUCAUAUACAAGAGACAUGAUCAACGUCAAUUAAUAUUAGAAUCUGAAAGACGUAAACAGUCCACUAGUCUAGUAUGUAACUCUAUGAAUGUGCUUAAAGAAAUAUUUUUACCAAGAGGAUUUCCAAAUAGUGUAAGCAAGGAUUAUACAGAGUAUCAGAUUUGGGAUACUGUACAGGCAUUUUGUAGUACAAUUUCAAAUAUAUUAGCCACAAAUGCUAUUCUUAAGGGUGUCGGUAUAGGUGACGCUCAAGCUUCAGCUCUUGCUGCAUCUAUUACUUAUAUACUUAAAGAUGGAGCUGGUAUGAUUGGGCGUAUAACUUUUGCGUGGUUGAAAGGAUCUGAAUUAGAUACAAAAUGUAAAAAGUGGAGACUUCGAGCUGAUGCUCUAAAUGACUUGGCAAUAUUUAUUGAACUACUCUUAAGCAUUCCAUGGAUGAGGAAAUUUUCAUUAUUAAUCCUAUCUUUUUCAAGCUGUGCUAAAUCCAUUGUAGGCGUUGCUGGAGGAGCCACACGAGCAGCAUUAACACAACACCAGGCUAUUAGUGAAAAUAUGGCUGAUGUUUCAGCAAAAGAUGGCAGUCAAGAAACAUGCAUAAAUUUAAUUGCAUUUCUUAUUGGAUUAAUUAUAUUACCAAUUGUUGAAAAUCAUAUUAUACUUAUAUGGACCAUAUACUUUGUUGUAACUACUUUACAUUUGUUUGCUAACUACAAAGCAGUAAAGAGUUUAAAUAUAAAUGUUUUCAAUAGUGCACGUUUUGACUUAACCCUUAAAUAUUAUUUAUCGAAUGAUUCACAAAACCAUGAUGUACAAAAACCAGAAUUUAUUAAUAAAAAAGAAUCAUGUUUUUUAAAAGAUGAAAAGUUGUCUUCUUUUAAAAUUCAACUGGGAACGUCUGUUCAUGAUUUAUUAUAUACCAAUGCAUUGACUACAUGGGAUAUAAUAGAUCACAUUGAAUUAUACAAAGAUUAUCUAUAUAUUUUAAUUGUGGAUAUACAUAAAGACAGUAUUCAUGUAGUUUUGGAUAAAAAUAUUAAUACUGAAAAUAUUUUAAAAGCAUAUUUUCAUGCUAACAUAUUAGGUCAUUUAAUUUGUCCCAAGAAUACAUUUUCUCUUGUGAAACUCAAUUAUCUUCGUUCUAUGAAAUAUACAUCAAACAACACUCAAUUUUGUUGUACACAUUCUGAGUAUGUCCAACUAGCAUGUGAUUUUGUCAAUAAAAAUUUUGAUAAAUUUCUCUUGCAUGCUAAAAUGUCAGAUUGGAACAUUACAAGUCAUCACCUAGUAGUCGAUGAAUGGAGAGCUUCCUGGUGACAGGAAUUUAGUUAAUUAAUACAAUAAACAUUAAGUAAUAUUGAUUUCAAUGAAAAUAUAUUUCUUAUAAAAAAAAAACGCA